Alosa alosa (allis shad) is the source of this 1730-nucleotide messenger RNA. It is a transcript of the gene glt1d1, whose product is annotated as glycosyltransferase 1 domain containing 1. Gene Ontology annotation, molecular function: glycosyltransferase activity. NCBI's taxonomy places the organism in Eukaryota, Metazoa, Chordata, Actinopteri, Clupeiformes, Clupeidae. The record is from RefSeq and is a predicted model, not a curated record. The transcript has 11 exons. Bases 1 to 666 code for a protein of 221 amino acids.
AUGGGGGUGGGGAUGCGUCUCUUCAGCCAGCCCAGGUUCUCUGUGGCCUUCACACCGCAGAUGAAGGAGAAAGCUGAGAGCUUCUUGCUCCCUGAGAGCAGUAAGAUCCGUGUCCAGCCACAAGGGAUUAAAACUCGGUGUGCCUCAGACUUCAGCUGGAGCGAGUUCUUAAGCAGCUCAGGUGUGGAGGCUGAAUGUGUGGAGGACAUGUGUGUUUUUCUGCUGGUAUGUGGACUGCGGAGAGUCAAGGAUCCACUGUACCUACUAAAAGCUUUCUCAGAAUGGCAUGCCAGCCAUCCCCAGGUGGUCUUCAUCAUCAUUGGACCAAAGAUGGAUCCUGUGUUCUGUGAGGAGGUGGAGGAGAGCGUGAGCAGGUGGGCAGGAGUGUACCACACCGCCGAACGAGAGCAGGAUGAGCUGCACGCCGCCAUGACCCACUCCUUCGCCCUGGUCAACAGCUCCAUCUCGGAGGGCAUGUCCGCCGCCAUCUUAGAGGCCAUGGAUCUGGGAUUGCCCGUGUUAGCCAGAGACAUUCCCGGGAACGCCGCUAUUGUGCAGCAUGAGGUCACUGGGCUGCUCUACUCCUCCCCUCAAGAGUUCAUCCUGAUGGCCAAACGGUUGCUGGAUGACAGGCCACUUCGAGAGCGGCUAGCCGAAAAUGGCUGAAGGUACCAGGACCAAGGUUCCAAACUUCAAAUCUAUCCAGACACUCUCUCGUCUCACUUCAACUUUUCUCAGGGCCAGAUUGCAGGCCAGUGAACUUCACAUCUUUCCAUUCACUCUUCUUCUCUACCUGUUGACGUCUCUUGCUCCCGUGCAAGAUCUGUCUGGUGCUCUAAGAAUCUCAGGAAUAUUGAGGCAGACAGACUGCAGUUUUUUAAGGACAAUGUUUUUCAAACAUUAAGGAAUGUCUUCAAACGUUCACUUUCUAUUUCCACUUUCUUUUCUACUCAAAAACUAAAGAGAUUUCAAUCUGUGUCCAGUUUACAAGUGGGUUUUUAUAAGAAGCAAAUACUGUAUGCAAAUGACUCAUGCAUUGACGAAGAGUUGGCAGCCAUUUUCCUUUAGUCAAAGUAUGAAGGUGGAAAAAGUUUUAGGUCCCUGAUGGCAUUGCCAGUGGAUAUGACUUAUCACUGCAGUAAUCUGCCAUUUUGGGGGUAAUUUAAAUGCAAUGGUUAACUAGCUUUAUGUCAUUAAGUCAGCUAGCUGUCAUACAACAUUAGUGUCUUAAUUUUCUGGGUAGCAGACUAUCAAGGUUUCAGUCUACUGGACUUUGUUUUCUUUUAAUGUUUACUCUCUCUGGAUAUGAUAUUUGAGUAUUGCACCUUUCACUUCCUUAGCUAUAAGAGGAAGGUGAUUCUGAGUUAUUUUGGCAUUGGUGAUUUAUUUUGGCAUUGGUGAGUUAUUAUGUGAGUUAUUUUGGUAUUGGUGAUUUGAUGUUUUAUUUAAAAGUUAUUCCCUGUACCGAAACAUUUUAUUUAAGACAAGAUUACAAACCAUGUACUAUGUGCUUGUUUACUCAAUGUUUACUUGUUUACUCAAAGCAUAUUUUUACUAUGUCUUAAAUAUUUGUAGGGUAUUUUGUGUUAUUUAAUGGUUUAAAAGUCUUGCUCUCUGUCAAAUAUGUUUAAUUAUUUGGAUUUAUUUAUUAUUUAGAUUAAUUCGGUUAUUAUGUACUUCUUUCUCAUGCACAUCAUUAGGACAUUCAAUAUAUACAAAUAAACGCUUCU